Molecule: messenger RNA, 546 nt
Organism: Cyclocybe aegerita
Lineage: Eukaryota; Fungi; Basidiomycota; Agaricomycetes; Agaricales; Hemipholiotaceae
Source: the annotation of a GenBank genome assembly
AUGCCCGGAAGGCCUCAACGAGCCUCAAUACGCAAGCCUUUUAUUCGACAAAUUCUGCAUGGCUUGUGGGACGACGCGUGGAACGAUCACGACGGACUUAGGCAUAGGACUCAGGUUUUUGUUUGCGCCGGAGACAAGCUUGACGGCGCGGAAGAGGACGACGACAUCUACGAUAUGGAGUCAGCUUUCAGUAUGCUUCCCCGAUUUCUAGAGCUUGACGGUAUAGGUUGGCAUCCAAGACGUUAUCAAUUUGAAGCCGAGAGAAACGGCCCAUGGGACAACUAUUUCAAACCCGAGCUACGAUUGGCUAUACGGGCAAUCAAGGACCUUGAGACGUGGUCGAUGGAGUCUCCAGAAGAAUAUCGGGCUUUCGUCACUGAUCUGCAAAUCCGGGCAACGAUCGCUAUGAACCAAGGGGCAGCAAUUCAGCGUUGGAUGGGCGAGUACAAAGAGCAGGAAGAAGAUGAAUGGGCACAAGAUCGAUUCAAAAGGCGAGCUCUGACGUCACUAAACAUUGAACUCUUACUGAGAUGUGUUUAUGACUAG